This is a messenger RNA of Caretta caretta (loggerhead turtle), 2433 nucleotides long. It is a transcript of the gene NFIL3, whose product is annotated as nuclear factor, interleukin 3 regulated. The record is from RefSeq and is a predicted model, not a curated record. Gene Ontology annotation, molecular function: DNA binding; DNA-binding transcription factor activity. NCBI's taxonomy places the organism in Eukaryota, Metazoa, Chordata, Testudines, Cheloniidae. Gene Ontology annotation, biological process: circadian rhythm; transcription by RNA polymerase II; immune response. Gene Ontology annotation, cellular component: nucleus.
GGGAGGAGGAAAGGGGGUUCAAUUCAAGUCUGGGCCUGCCCCUAUUACUCCCCUCCGGGAGGCAUCCAUUGGCUGCACCCCGUGAGCGCCGAGCUCUGAUUGGGGACGGGCCGCUGCCAGUCACAGCAAGGGCUGGCAUGAGGACUGUGCGUUGUGAGGAGUGUGCAGGACUGACCUACUAACACAGAUCCCUCGCCAACGGCGGCGGCAGUAGCAGCAGCAGACGCGCUCGCGCCCUGGCUGAUACCGAAGCUGCUCCCCGCGCAGGACUGGUGCAAGGGGCUUCCGGGGCUUCACAGCCCCUCACACCGAGUUCUCCCGUCCCGCUCCCCAGAGCGAUCGGGAGAAGAACAGAGGCAAAAGCUAGCGCUUUGCUGGGAGGCUACAGCUUAUUCCAUUCUACCAGUGGCGAUUAUGAAGAGAAAAAGGACCAAAUCAUCAGGUGAUGUACAUUGACAUAGUACCACUGCCUUCAAUAGAACAACACUAGUUUACACCAGCUGAGGAUCUGGCUCAUAUUUUGGAUUGGUUACUUAGCAAGUUCCCGUUACAUCUCUCAAGAAGUAAAUUGGAUCUGAACAUUCUUCUGUUUAAUAAUAUGAAACAAAAGGAAUAAUGCAUAUGGAUUUAGAAUUACUGUAUUUAUUAGGUAGUUAUGGUUUGAGAAGCACUGGGAAAACAGCUCACUCUGUUACUCAUCAUAGAUCUACUAAAAAUUGCUUCUGAUGCAGCUGAGAAAAAUGCAGACCAUUAAAAAGGAACAGGCACCUGUUGAUGCAAGUAGCAAUACGGACAAAAUCAUGGUGCUUAAUUCUACUUUAACAGAAGUGUCUGAAGACUUGGCUACAAAUGAAGACAUAAUACUUAAUGAAGGAAAUAGUGGAAAAAACAAAUCUUCAUCAUGUCGGAGAAAGCGGGAAUUCAUUCCAGAUGAAAAGAAAGAUGCUAUGUAUUGGGAAAAAAGACGAAAAAAUAACGAAGCUGCCAAAAGAUCUCGUGAAAAACGACGACUGAAUGACCUUGUCUUAGAGAACAAACUAAUUGCAUUAGGAGAGGAGAAUGCCACGUUAAAGGCUGAGCUGCUUUCACUGAAGCUAAAGUUUGGUUUAAUUAGCUCUGCAGCAUAUGCCCAAGAGAUACAGAAGCUCAGUAAUUCAACAGCUGUGUAUUUCCAGGAUUAUCAAACUUCCAAAUCAAAUAUUAACUCAUUUGUGGAUGAACAUGAACCAUCUAUGGUAGGUAGUAGUUGUAUUUCUGUCAUCAAACACUCUCCACAAAGCUCUUUGUCUGAUGUGUCUGAAGUAUCCUCAGUAGAGCAUACUCAAGCAAGUCCUAUACAGAAUAAUUGCAGAAGUUCUGAAAAUAAGUUUCAAGUUAUAAAGCAGGAGCCAAUGGAAUUGGAGAACUAUGCAAGAGAGUCAAGAGAUGAUAGAGGCUCCUAUACAGCAUCCAUGUUUCCAAACUACAUAGUAAAUACCUUUAAUGGGUACUCACAUUCCCCUCCUCUGCUGCAAGUUAAUAGGUCCUCCAGUAAUUCUCCAAGAACUUCAGAAGCUGAUGAUGUGAUCAUAGGAAAGUCAUCUGAUGGAGAAGAUGAGCAGCAGGUCCCUAAAGGUCCAAUUCAUUCCCCAGUUGAACUUAAAAAUGUUCACGCAACAGUUAAAGUUCCAGAGGUGAACUCUUCUGCACUGCCUCACAAGCUUCGAAUUAAGGCCAAAGCCAUGCAAAUCAAAGUGGAAGCAAUGGAUAGUGACUAUGAUGCCACACAGAAACUAUCAUCACCAGUUGAGAUGACAUCUAAAAGACAUUUUGAGCUUGAAAAGCACAAUGCACAAAAUUUGGUACAUUCUUCUCACACUCCUUUCUCUGUUCAAGUGACUAAUAUUCAAGACUGGUCUCUCAAACCAGAACACUGGCACCCAAAGGAACUCAAUGUAAAAAUUCAGAGUGGUUGCAAAACUGGAGUUGUUGAAAUUAAAGACAAUGUCUACAAAGUAUCUGAGUCAGAGAACUUGUAUUUGAAGCAGGGCAUAGCAAACUUAUCUGCAGAGGUUGCUUCACUUAAAAGACUUAUAUCUACACAACAAAUCUCUGCUUCAGACUCUGGUUAAGUUACUACUGAAUAAAGGCUUAUUGUUUUAAAGGAUGUCAUUUGCAGUAGAUCAAUAUGUUUUGUAUUAUGCUGAAUUUUCACUGGACUUGUGAUGUCAUUUCACUGUAAUGUUCACAUAAUGUCUGAUUGAUGGUGUCUUUUUGUGCACAAAUUAUUAUGAAGACUAGGUUGUGUUAUGAUCACUAUGCCUUGUGUAUAGUCAAGUAGCCUGUAUGGGGGCUGUAUAUAGUGAACCUUUUUUUCCCCUUGUUGUUGUUGUUGUUCUAUUAUAAAGUGUGCAAGUUACCAGUUACAAUAAAAUAUUGGUGACAAACACAGAA